CAAAUCUCCAGGUCAGAAUGCUAACCUACUGUGUCAGAAGGCGAAUGUUCUUCUUGAAGAAACAGAAUGUGCGAUCGUUGCUUUGUGGGUUCGCUAAUCCCUUCCAGCUAUGGAGAGACUGCCGAAGCUUGGGGACUGCCGUUAAAGACAGUGAUCACACAAGCGCGUUCAUGCAGUUCUGCUCAGGCCGCUAUUACAUAAUCCCUGACCAAGGAGAAUCAUUUCUACGUGGUAUUAGUUGUGCCUAUGGACCCUUGGGAAUGGAACUGAGGAAGAAUAUGCUGGACCAGUGGUGGACGUCAGUGGUGAUGUCCAAAGCACAGGUGUUUGGAAUCAACACUCUGCACUUGACCAGAAACAGACCUGUGACUGAUCAAAGGACACUUAAGUUAGUUGACUGUAAUGCUGUGGACCACAUUCUCAGCCAGAGGGCUCUAAAGUUGGACCAGGUUAAAGAAGAUUUACAGAAACUACUGCAGAACAGUGCACCAAUACGGAGUAAUCUUCUGCAAGGUGCUUUGGAGCAGUAUUUGCCCUCUUUGGAGCUGGUGAAUAGGAGGCUUCCAUUUGGCCUGGCAGAGACUGGGGUGUGCUACCAGCCAUUGGAGGGACAUAUCAAUGGGCCUGGUUGCCCAGCUGAGGUUACUCAGGCCUCCCUGGUAUGGUUCUGUUCGCCCCGCACCUCCUCGCAGUGGCUGGACUACUGGGCACGUCAGCGGUUGCAGUGGUGGCGCAAAUUCGCCAUGGGCCCUUCCAGCUUCAGCAGCAGUGACAUAGAGGAUGGGAAGGAGGGGGAGAAGGUAUCUCGGGGGGUCAGAAUACUGUACCAGUUCCCCUGGGGUGCAGAGCCACUGGAGACACUGUGCAGCCUGGGGGACGAGGAACUGCUGCAGUUACACAAGCGCAGCAGUAAGUUGCAGUGUAAAGAUGGGAGGAAGUCCGUGGUGCCUCACGUCAUUUCUGUGUGUGCAAACAUCGACCGUGGAGUCUUGGCAUAUCUGCAUAAUUCACUGCAGGAGAUGAAGAAGACAGACAGCAAACGGAAAUUGCAUUCACGAAAGGUUUUAAAGCUGCAUCCCAGUUUGGCCCCAGUUAAAGUAGCCUUGGACAUGGGGCGCGGACCCACUGUGGAACUACGACAGGUUUGUGAGGCCUUACUUCAUGAAUUACUGGAAAGAGGGAUAUCAACCUGGCCUGGUUACCUGGAGACCAUGCAAUCAUCCAUGGAGCAGCUGAACACCAAGUAUGAUGAGAUGGGUGUGCUGUUCACCGUGGUGAUCACUGACAGCACUCUGGAGAAUGGUCUGGUCCAGGUGAGGAGCCGUGACACCACCAUCAAGGAGACCAUGCACAUCGCCGAGAUCAAGGCCUUUUUCACCAAGUACGUCAACGCAGCUGAAAACAUCUGAGCCUCAGGACACAGAUCUGAAGGACCUGCAACAGAAUGCAAUAAAAACAAUGAACACAAA
Molecule: messenger RNA, 1469 nt
Organism: Megalops cyprinoides (Indo-Pacific tarpon)
Lineage: Eukaryota; Metazoa; Chordata; Actinopteri; Elopiformes; Megalopidae
Gene: polg2
Product: polymerase (DNA directed), gamma 2, accessory subunit
Exons: 8
Coding region: 18-1409 (463 amino acids)
Biological process (GO): mitochondrial DNA replication
Cellular component (GO): cytoplasm; mitochondrion
Source: RefSeq, a predicted model, not a curated record